Messenger RNA from Anguilla rostrata (American eel), 3739 nucleotides. It is a transcript of the gene fdxr, whose product is annotated as ferredoxin reductase. Gene Ontology annotation, biological process: ubiquinone biosynthetic process. The transcript has 13 exons. The record is from RefSeq and is a predicted model, not a curated record. Gene Ontology annotation, cellular component: mitochondrion. The coding region runs from base 195 to 1721 and encodes 508 amino acids. NCBI's taxonomy places the organism in Eukaryota, Metazoa, Chordata, Actinopteri, Anguilliformes, Anguillidae.
AUCUAUAGAAGAUAAAUACACAAGAAAGCCUGCAGCUAAUUUCCGCUGUGAUCCUAAAUGGAUUAUUACAUUACAUUACAGGCAUUUAGCAGACGCUCUUAUCCACAGCGACGUACAAGUGCAUCAGUUCAAUUCAAAUGCAGAAAUAGCAAGACAGGCAUGGCUACCAUUUCUCUUGUGAGAAAAGGGGGAAUAUGUGGCUUUGGCAGAGCAGAACGUUGCCAUGCCACAAUCUAAGGGAAGAACACGUCGAGAUGAACACGUCCAGAAUGUUCGUCUUCAAGCCGAUGAAAUCACUACUAACAAAGUGUACCAGGGCUACAGUAACCAGUGGAUUGCGUAGGCUGGCAUGUACACCUAGCUCCUGUCCCAGGGUUUGUAUUGUGGGUGGAGGACCAGCAGGCUUCUACACCGCUCAACACCUACUCAAAGCUCAUCCGGCCAUCCAGGUAGACAUAUAUGAGCGGCUGCCCAUACCCUUCGGGCUUGUGCGAUUUGGGGUGGCACCUGACCAUCCAGAAGUCAAGAAUGUCAUCAACACUUUUACCCAGACUGCCCAGCAUGAACGCUGCAGCUUCCAUGGCAACGUGACUGUGGGAAAGGACGUGAGUGUGGAAGAACUGCAACAGGCUUAUCAUGCUGUCGUGCUGAGCUAUGGAGCUGAGGGAAACCGCACUUUGGGAGUUCCGGGGGAAAAUCUCUCAGGAGUUUACUCCGCUAAAGACUUUGUGGGAUGGUACAAUGGGCUCCCCAGCAACAAAGGCUUGAAUCCCGAUCUGAGCAGUGAAACGGCAGUUAUUUUGGGCCAGGGGAACGUGGCUCUAGAUGUGGCCAGAAUAUUGCUUUCUCCCCUUGACGUUUUAACGAAGACAGACAUCACACAGCCCUCCCUGCAGGCCCUGGCUACCAGCAGGGUGCGCCGGGUUCUGAUUGUGGGCCGGCGGGGGCCCCUUCAGGUGGCCUGCACCAUCAAGGAGCUCAGAGAGAUGGUGAACCUGCCUGGUAACAGACCUGACAUGUUGUCUGCAGACUUUCAAGGCAUUGCAGAAGUACUGAAAGACCUCCCCAGGCCGAGGAAGAGGCUGACUGAGCUGAUGAUGAAGGCAGCGCAGGAAAGGCCCGCGGGUGCACCGCUGACCUCCCGCCAGUGGGGGUUCCGCUUCCUGCGCAGCCCGGUGGAGGUUCUGCCCUCCCCGGAUCUGACCCAGACCGCCGGGAUCCGGCUGGGCAUCAACCGGCUGGAGGGCUCAGGGGAAGGUGCCCGGGCGGUGCCGACUGGUGAGAUGGAAGACGUAGAGUGUGGAAUGGUUAUAAGCAGCAUCGGGUACCAGAGCCUGCCAAUUGACCCUGCUGUGCCCUUUGACCAUCACAAGGCCAUCAUCCCAAAUGCAAUGGGCAGAGUCCAGCAAGCCUCAGGCUUGUACUGCAGUGGAUGGGUCAAACGUGGCCCCACAGGCGUGAUCGCCACCACCAUGAACGACAGCUUUGACACUGCCCGGGUGCUUAUCAAGGACAUGGAGACGGGCGUCCUGGAUGUUUCCACUGUCAAGCCAGGAUCACACACUGUCACUCCCCUCCUUCAAAAGCGAGGUGUGAAUCCAGUGUCAUUCUCAGACUGGGAGAAGAUCGAUGCAGAGGAGAUGAAGAGAGGGACGGCAGUGGGAAAGCCAAGGGAAAAGCUGUUAGAUGUGACUGAGAUGCUGAAGACAGCCCACUCCUAAGAGCCAGGGACACACUACAAACACAUGCACAGACACAAUCAUGUGACUAAGCUAACUACUGUAACUGUGUGCCAGUUGUAGAGUAUUAAUGAUUCUUUUUAUGAACCGAUUCAUAUUUUUUCAAUUUCCGUUCAUCACUGCUGGCAGACAUUCGUGGUAUUACUGGUAUUAUUAACAAACAUGCUCCACUUAUAUUACUUGUGAUUGUGAAGUACAUAAUUCCACUCAUUUGAUAAUGCUGCUGUUAGAGCAUCAGGAAAACUUCCAGGACUUGAACUUUAAGAAAAACUGACCAUUUGGAGAGUUCCUUUGAGAUGCUCUUGCCUGACUGAUAUUCCCAUUCCCACACAAGGCCGUACACAUCUGUAUUUGGAAAGCAAUAAACAAUUAGGCAGACAUUGCCAGUGCUGUCAUCAACCAAAUGACAGCCAACAGGAACACACGCAGGAAUGAAGUACACAGCGUGAACAUUCCUGAAUACUGACUCCGAAAGUAUGGUAGCGGUAGUCCAAAAUGUGUUAUUUGAGCUGUGUACUUAAGGCACGUGGACGUGAGAUCAAAGGAUGAAUAAGUAGUACAUUCAGCUUUUAUUUCAUUGUAUUUACAUGCGCAUGUGUUUCAUUUUACAGAAGCGGCUGUCUUUGUCUUGAGUUCCUUCAUUAUCAGCUGUGCAAAAGCAAGUUAAUGGAUGACUGACAGAUGCUGCUCAAGUGUUUCUUUUGCAUAGAUGGUGCUCACAUAAAAGAGCAGUGUGUGUCUACACUUGGUUUUAGCCUUUGUUUUCAUCUGCAAUAGAUUGCUUUUGGAGGCAUACGCCAUCAUGAAGACCAGAGAGCUAACUAUGGCUGAAAAGCCAACUAAUCUGUAAGCUGAGAGACAGAAUUCAGAAGGAUAGCACAGAAGCUGAGUAUAUCAAGCACAGCAUUUUGCAAAGACAACAACAAACAACUGGUGGGCUCAGAAACGAGGUACAGGUCAGCCAAGACAACUGCAGGGUGGGACCACGCAAAUCCCCUAAGUAUAUAGCAAAAAUUUAUUUCACUCUACCACUACCAUACUUUUGGAGGGCAGUGUGAAAUAUGGCAGUCAUAUUUCUGUUAUGAAUGACCUUUACUUAGGCCGAUAUAAAACCUUACAUAUGACAAGCAUAUUGCUUGGCUCCAGUUAGAUGCUUCUUGCAUUUUAAAAUGGUCUGCUCUUAUUGGGGUGAAAGUUAGUAAUUAGUAAGUUUAUUCCACAUUUGCCCCUGAAGUCUGGUACUGGAAUGCUAUCUCAAAAGGAAGUCCUCGAAAAUCAUCCAGAUAAUAGAAAUCAUUUGAUUUUGUGAUUUCUCUUCACAGUGUUUAUCUUUUAGGCAUGCGUAUCAUGGACAGUUAUUCAGAUGCUAUUGACUCGGAAGGUAACAAUUUCACAUUCUGAAGAGGCCUUCGUGCAUAGAAGAAAUUUAUAAAUAAAUGCCAUUUUUGAUCUAAAUUGAAUGUGAGCAAUAGGGCAGCUCCCAUUAGUGCAAUCGAAGCAUUGAGCCUGCAGCAGGGAAAAUUCAUAGGCGUGUUUAUCAGUUGAAAUUUUUCCUACAGCAGGGGAAAUUUAUAGACGUGUUUAUUGGCUGAAAUAUUAUUGUGACUCAGCUCGGAGGGACAUGGAAGAACAAAACAAGUUUUAAAACCUGUCAGAUGAGAAUAAAGCACAUAAACAUGUGUGGGUGUGCAUUUCAGAUUGCAUUGGAAAAUUGAAACGUAAGACUGGAAAAAUUAAUUUGUCAUAAAAAAAAUCUAAAUAUAGGUUAUGAGAAAGAAAUUUGGCAAGAAACCACUGCUCCAAAGACAAGCUUGACAGCUUUUUAAGAGUCUUAAAAUUCACAAUAAUAAUUUAAAUAGUGCUCUUGUGAACCUGUGGUGAAUCCACUUGCAACUUGAUGGCAGAAUCAGUAAAAUCACCAUGUGUGUUUAAAAAAGGUAGAAUGAGUCCCUUAUAUGUUGGUAUUUAUUUGAAAUAAAGCACAUGUAAAUACUGUACAA